Messenger RNA from Diospyros lotus (date-plum), 1789 nucleotides. Its product is annotated as pathogenesis-related thaumatin-like protein 3.5. Gene Ontology annotation, cellular component: extracellular region. NCBI's taxonomy places the organism in Eukaryota, Viridiplantae, Streptophyta, Magnoliopsida, Ericales, Ebenaceae. The record is from RefSeq and is a predicted model, not a curated record. Gene Ontology annotation, biological process: defense response. The transcript is spliced from 3 exons. Bases 546 to 1502 code for a protein of 318 amino acids.
GAAGAAAUAUUAUUUGUUACUGCUGUUGGGGUCAUGCUUAUACUGCCAUUGAAGCAUGACCCCAACAGAAAUGAUAACGGGUUCAACCUCAGCAAAACAGAAAUGAAUUUUCUGGCCUCAGUCAAGGUAAUGUUAUUCAAACAUCAUUUGAGUUUCAUAUAGAAUGAGGCCAUUCAGCUGUAUUAACCACCGCAUCCUCCUGCAUUUCACAGACAUCAUUCAAUUGCAAUAUAGUGGUGGGGGCCUUGCGAUUAUUCUUUCUUCAUAAUCUUCCUAGGGUUUUAACUUAAAAAGUUGUUCUUUUUCAUUGAUGUGUUCCCUGCAAGUAGCAAAGAAAGGAAUUACUUCCCAAUGAGGCCACCCAACCUGUAAAGAAAUGCUAAACCCAGAAGGCAGAUCUUGCGGCUGAUCGAUUCGACAAAGCAACCUUAACCCGUUUUGGAACUAGGAUAUGUAUCAACAACCCAUUCCUCUAACUGACAAACCACCUUGGAUUCACCUGGAAACCAAGAACAGGCCACUAUUUGGAACACAUCCAUCCUAAAAUGCUAACUGUAAUCCCAAAAUGGAUUAUCUUCUACUUCUUUGUUGCCACAUCUUUGAUUUCUUCCUCAUUUGCUUGCACAUUCACUGUUACUAACAAUUGUCCAUUCACAAUCUGGCCUGGGACACUUGCUGGUGCAGGAACACCUCAGCUUACAACAACAGGUUUCCAAUUGGAGUCUGGCCAAGGCUUGACAAUCCCCACAAGUCCAGGGUGGUCAGGCAGGAUAUGGGCAAGAACAGGCUGCACGUUUGAUGAAUCAGGAGUUGGGACAUGCCAGACGGGGGAUUGUGGUGGGAGGCUGCAGUGUGAUGGAUUCGGAGCCACACCACCUGCAUCUCUGUUUGAGAUCACUCUUGGCAUCGGCGACGGAAAAGAUUUCUACGAUGUCAGCCUUGUUGAUGGUUACAACCUUCCCCUCAUCGUUGCCCCGCGAGGGGUGGGCGAGGGAUGCAACACCACGGGCUGCGUUGCAAACAUCAACAUGGGUUGUCCAAAAGAGCUUCAGGUGGUGGGCGGAGGCGAGGAAGGAGGAGGUGGGGACGGUGGUGGCGGCAGCGGCAGCGGCAGCGGCGUGGUAGCAUGCAAGAGUGCUUGCAUGGUGUUUGGACUGGACCAGUAUUGCUGCACUGGGGAAUUUGCUAAUCCAACUACUUGCAGGCCUUCUUCCUAUGCCGCCAUCUUCAAGAGAGCUUGUCCCAGAGCCUAUAGCUUUGCUUUUGACGACGGCUCAAGCACCUUCACUUGCAAGGGUUACGACUAUUCCAUCACCUUCUGUCCCCUCACAGACGGGAUAAUGAGAGCAAAUGAUACAAUACUACCAGGUCCACCAAUGACCCAACAGCAUCCCCACGGUGAUGAAGAAGUGAUCACAAACAUGGUUUCUGAAUCCAAUACAGUGUUACCCUUUACAUUGAUGUGGAUUAUCUUCAUGGCCCUUGCCUGGAAUUUGUUCUAAGACAUUACAAUCUCUCGCUUAUGAGAAAAGACAAGGAAAUCAAUCCCACCCUUCUAACCAACUUAGGUUAGGUUCAUGAUUAUACAAUGCUAAAUGUAAAUUUCUAGUUAGUAAAUUUGUAACUUAAGUAGUCCAAGGUGGAGGACUUUAUGUAUUGAAAUAUCUUGAACAAAAUGCACCCAAAAAAAGAAACAUACUAGGAACAAAGAAAACCCAGUAAUCAAUGGAAGUAAUUGUCUCCAUUGUCGUCGUUUUUUAUGCAAUUUUAUAUUAUAUAUAUAGUCUAC